Molecule: messenger RNA, 2323 nt
Organism: Callorhinchus milii (elephant shark)
Lineage: Eukaryota; Metazoa; Chordata; Chondrichthyes; Chimaeriformes; Callorhinchidae
Gene: wdr41
Product: WD repeat domain 41
Exons: 14
Coding region: 221-1591 (456 amino acids)
Biological process (GO): regulation of autophagy
Cellular component (GO): lysosomal membrane
Molecular function (GO): protein binding
Source: RefSeq, a predicted model, not a curated record
GUUGUUGUGCUCUCGGCGCUGCUCCGCUCGGAUCUCCUGUCCGGCGGUGAGCGCUGCCGUCGGCCGCUCAACGUGUUCAAGAAGGCGAGUGCAGCAGCAGCGAGUGGAUGACCGGCCUCCAUCCUCCCGAGUUUCUCUGAGACAACGUCUUCUCGUUGCUCGAACCAGACGCUUUUUAAACAGCGACAGGGACCGACCGACCGACCGACAGUUUUCAGAAAUGCUUAAGUGGUUGCUUGGUGGAAGAGAAAUCCAGGAGCCGGUGGAGAAGUCAUUGGUCCUGUGCAUAGGAGACGAACAACCCCAAAAUCCCUACACCGAGCUGCAAGUAUUAAAGGGUCACAGUGAUAUUGUUCGCUUUGUAGCAUGGAUUGAUGAUUUCAGGUUUGUCUCUGCAGGAGAUGAUGGCGUUGUAUUUGUUUGGAAUGUGCAGAAUGGAGAGCGACUUCACGAGCUGCGAGGCCAUUCCAGACCAAUCACAGCAAUUGCUGUCUUUCCAUUGAUGUAUAGCUCACAGCCGGAAAGUCAUCUUCUUCUUACUGCCUCUUCUGAUAAGAAUAUCAUUAUGUGGGAUCUGGACAGUGGCAGUCAAAUCCAUUUACUAAUGGAAAUUCCGUCAUCUGUUAAGUGUCUGAUGAUUAUAGAAAGACUUGAUAUAUGGCUGUCUGGAGGGAAUGAAGUAUGCAUUUGGAACAAGGAUGCAGAAUUACUCCAUAAAACUGUGUGUUUUAAAGAUGCAGAUGUUAGUUCAAUGAUAGAACUACCAAAAAACGGCAUUGCUGCAGCAGUUAGAAAGGAGCUGGUUAUUUUUAAGCUGGUAGCACCAUCCCAGGAAUCUGAAACUUGGGAAAUUAUCGAGAUGAGACGACUGUCAAACCAUGAAGAUGAUAUUCGUGCCCUGAUCAAGGUUAAUGACCGUACCUUUGCAAGUGGAUCACAUGUGGGUGAAUUAAUAAUUUGGGAUGCUCUGGAGUGGACAGUUCAAGCAACUGAAUCCCAGUUCUGGAAUACAGCUCCUCAACGUGACAAACAGGCUGAGAUAAAAAUAUCAAAGUCCCCAAAUCAGCAUGAAAUCUGCAUCAAUCAUCUGAUUUCAGAUAAGGAGAAUAUUUUUGCUGCAAUUGGGACUGGAAUUUAUGUCUAUAACCUUCAGACAAGAACAGUGAUUGCAUAUCAGCAAAUGGCUCACGAUUCACGUGUGUUGCACAUUGCAAAAUUAGCAAACAAUCAGUUGGUCUCUUGUUCUGAGGAUGGUAGUGUUCGCCUCUGGGAGUUGCAGGAACUUCCUCCAGCUGAGCCUGUCACAUCAGGACUGUUCAGUAUGUUGGGGAUUGGCAGAACAAAUAAACAGCAAAGCCAGAUGGCAAAACACAAGCUGGAAUGUUCUGUGUUGAAAACACUGGAGCUAAUUGGUGAUCUGAUUGGUCAUUCAGGUGCAGUGAGGAUGUUUCUAUACUUUGAAGACCAUGGAAUGGUAACAUGUUCCACUGACCAUCUGAUUAUUUUGUGGAAGGAUGGAGAGAGGGAAUCACGGUUGCGAAGCAAGAAAUUAUUGCAAAUAUUAGAACAGGAUGAACAAUAUGAACCUUAAUUUGGGGGGUAAUUGUACAGGCUAUAAAAUGAAAGUUGCAUGGCACCCUAAAACACUGAAUGAAAAGCGCUGCAGGAAAUGUUACAUGAUGUCUCUGUUUAAAAGAAGUUUCCUUUUUUAAAAAGGGGUCUUACCAACAGUGUGUUUAAAAAGCAUACCAUUCCAAGUAACUUUUCUACAAGGUGUUGACUACAACUUCUGUCUGGGUAUAUAGUACGUUUACAUUGCAAACAUUUUUUUGCCAUCUGAAUACAUUUGUUUACACUUAUGAUCUGUGAAGAAUUGUACAUUCUAUAAUAAUCCUUGCAUUUUUGCAAAUCUAUUAAAUUUAUGGAGUAAAAUCAUCAUGGUAUAGUGACUGUAGUAAUAAUCUAUAUGCUCAUGAUUUAUAUAAAUUGGAAACUUAUUUUAUAUUUAAAUGAUAAGAUUCCAGAUAAUACCUCAGUACUGUCUGUGAGGUGCCCUUAAUUUCUAAAGCAUGUAUUUGAAUAUUUAAUAUAUUAAUUAUGAAAUGAAGUCCUCCGACACUACCUCACGAGACGGGCACUAUGUAAAUGCAAAGGUAUUGAAGGUAUUCCAUCUUUUUGAAAGGUUUCAAGCUAGGUAAAGCAAGACAUUUGGUAAACUGUUUAUCUUGAGGUGGGUAGACAUUCCUCCUGGGUGUGGAUUUACGCUGUUAGCAUUUCAGAGACUCCAGAAUUUGUCAAAACAGUCUUAAUUUUGAAGCUAUUU